Molecule: messenger RNA, 1779 nt
Organism: Klebsormidium nitens
Lineage: Eukaryota; Viridiplantae; Streptophyta; Klebsormidiophyceae; Klebsormidiales; Klebsormidiaceae
Source: the annotation of a GenBank genome assembly
AUGUUUGGGAGCCGGAUCGUCCUUUUUUCGCGGGGCGACGGUAUUGUGACCUUCACGAUCGAGCCGCACGAGACUCACAAGGAGGCCCGCGUCUGCUUCGCCUCCCCGCUGGCGGGGGAGGUGGCUCCGGAGCUCAUUUUCGCGCAUUGCGGGCUCCGCAUGAGCAUCGAGCUCCGUCGGGCGUGGGAGCUCGUGGUCGUGUGUUACCAGCCAUGGGUUAGGAACGCCAAAGCCCUCCUCCCCGAGGAAUUGCUAGCCAGAGGCGUUUGUGGAGGACUGCAGCAGGGCAGCACUCAGCGCAGACUCCAGGGCCGCGUCCGGCUCCCGAGGCCCAUGGAGAGCGAGGAGGCCAGGAGGCCAAGAGUCUCAUUCGCACGCAGGUUGCGGCGCUGGGCGGCGACCCGCAUCGGGUGGCGCUAUUCGGCAUCAGCGACGUGCACACGAUCGCACGCUUGCGACUCCCAGGUACGCCGCGUCCGUCCGCGCCGCCGCGAGGUCCAACGGUGGGGGCAUCGCCGUGGCCGCCUUGGUCUGGUCAAAGGACGGCCCCCUGUCAUACCCGGACUCUUCGUCGGCGCCCUGGAGGAGCAGAUCCCCAGGGACAAGUUUGAACCGACGGACCUUCCCAAGGGCAUCAUCGCUGAUGCCCUGUCUGACUCUCGGUUUGCGGAGCUCUGGUCCCGCCUCCACGGGCCGACACGUGACGCGCCACGGACGUACGAGUCCCCUUGCCUCACCGGUCCGGCGCGGGUCAAGCGGUACGACAUGCCGUGGCUCUUGGAGUACAAAUGUUGGAAGGUACCGGGAGCCGCACGACCGUGGGAGUGCGUCGCGAGGCGCCCCCCUCAAGCUGAGGAGCAGAACUUGGAUAGUACCUUCACCCACUCGCCAUCAGUGCAGCCGCGAGCGUCGGCGCCCGCGCUGGUGGCCAGCCCGGAUCCUCUCAGCCCCGAUUCAAUUCACGGGAGGCAGUACUCGGCGGACGACGACUUGGGCCAGGAGGUGUCCCUCGACAAAGUGCUCGCGCAGCAUGUCCGCGGCAGACACUUGUCCGGCGCAUAUUACCCGCCCGUCCGCUCGUCUGACCCCUCGCCCGUCUUGGACGCAGAGCGGCUUGCCGCCCCCCCGUUGUCGAGCGCCUCGACGCCGCCGGCACACAGCGCGUGCGUCUCUGGCCCAUACCGUCCACCGGACCUCUUCACGCAGUGUACGGACCUGGUCCCUCCAACCCACCCGGGAGGGCGGAUGGGGUAUGGUUGUUGGCCGUCGACAUGCGCAAACGGUCCCCGCCCCCCCAUGCAGACAGCGCCGACGACACUGGCCGCCUUCUGGGCUAGCCGGGACUGGGAAACCGGGCUACGUCUCCUCCACCAACACAUCCAGGUGAGGGUUGGCCAGGUGAAGAGUGGGACGCGCGCCGGCUUGCAGAGGAACUCGAGCCGCACGAGCGAAAGGUUUGGGGGGGGCGUCUGUCGGCAACCGGCGAUGUCGGACGCGAGGCAGGAGGCCCCUCUGCGGGGACCAAUCCACAGCGCGCGGCAGCGGCUCAGCUGGCAGUUGCAGCCAGGACGUUCGCCGCCAGGGGAUGCAGUUCGGGGGCACAAGCAGACGGUCGAAGAGAGGACGCCCGGGCUCGGGCCCCUCACCACGAGACCGCUACUGGGCCGCGUUGACAGCACAACAGGCGAGGCGAGCGGCGCUUGCCAGAGCAGUCGACGGAGGAGCGGGUCUCGGACCAGUGGCACCGACGGGGGCGGGGUGUGGACGGACCCUCCGUGA